Aureobasidium pullulans EXF-150 is the source of this 711-nucleotide messenger RNA. RefSeq lists its product as uncharacterized. The transcript is spliced from 7 exons. The coding region runs from base 1 to 711 and encodes 236 amino acids. The record is from RefSeq and is a predicted model, not a curated record. NCBI's taxonomy places the organism in Eukaryota, Fungi, Ascomycota, Dothideomycetes, Dothideales, Saccotheciaceae.
AUGCCGCUGCAGGCAAAGUCUUGCAUCUAUCGUAUCGGGCAGAUCAACCAAGCCAAGAUCCUGAUCCUCCUUGCACACAACAUAAUCGAUUGGAUCAUUGCCGCCAGGACGGAGGCAAAACACAUCCCCAUCCUUGUCGGUAGCGCUGCUACCAACGCACAGCUGCACGAGGUCGAGACCGCCAUGCGGAAGGCCACCAUUGCCGAAUCGCUAAGCUCGCACAUCGGUUGGGAUGACUUCAAUGUCGACAUUGUUGACUUUCUAUCGGGGGGCCCGUUCGAGUACCAGCCCGCUCAGAUGAAGUUGUGCAAGGAGCAAUGGGACAGUGACUCAUCGACGGAGAUCGAGAUAGCUAGCAAGAAGGAAAAGCAGGUCACUGUAAAGCGCAAGUCAAUUCGAUUACCGAUUAUUGAAGUCAUGAUUCAACUACGUGCGCGAAUACGAUUGGCGCAACGCCACCUUCGUCAAUUAGCCUGGUACAGAAACCCUAGUGGCACCAUGGGCCGCUUCGUCACCGAGUGCGAGGCCAUUGCUGCCGCCGACCCCGUCUACCGCGCCCGCUUCGGCUCAAAAUUCCACCGCAGGAACGACAAGGACGACGAGGAUAAAGAGGCUGUAGCUAACCCCGAGGUGUUGGCCAAGCUCACUAUGACCCCGGAGCAACACCGCUCCUGCAUGGAGAUCAUCCGCAAGGGUGACCUCGAUGUUUAG